CAGCAGGUGACAGUGUCUCGUUCAGUGGAUAGAUUCGUAAGGGGAGGUCCCGCGGGCAACAACAAUACCACUCUGGAUACCACGCUGCUCCUAUGUCCUCGCGGCGCCGUUGGCGGUUGCAACACCCCCGGCAGUAGAGUGGAUCCCUGGUGGAAUCCUGGUUCCCUCUUCCCAACUGUCUCGACGCCAGGACCACCUAAAAUCGACGAGGGACUUCCGGGAAUAAAUCAACAUCAGUAUUGUGGUCAGCAGCAACAACAAAAUAAUACUCGUAAUACAUCGAGUCCUAUUUUGACUUAUUCAUUUUUAUCAUCAUCUAUUCAACAACAGUCUUAUGACCACUUAAAUAAUAAUAACAAUAACAACAACAACAACAACAACAACAAUAACGAUAAUCAAGAAAUAAAUAAAAAUUUGUGUUCUUCGUUGGGUAUUGCCUUAGCGACAACGAGUCCACCGAUUUUAUCUUCAUCAUCAUCAUCAUCAUCGUCGUCAUCCUCAUCGUCGUCAUCUUCAUCAGCAGCAGCAGCAGUAGUAUCAUUAACGUCGAGCUUCUGCCAAAUAGACUCAUUGACUACUAACUCAAAUAGGUGUAGCUCAGAUGUUGUAAGAUUAUCAUCAACCACGAGUACCUGCAAUAAUUCAUACGGCACAAACGUUUCAACCUCUUCAAAACAAUCUGAUAACGUACUUUCCACACUGCUUGCCCCAAAAUCAUCAGAUUCCUCGCAUAUAACGCGAGGAAUCAAUCAUCAUCACAAUCAUAAUCAUAAUCAUAAUCACAAUCACAACCAUAAUCAUAAUCAUAAUCAGUCUGGCGGUGUUACUGCUGGUAGCAAUCGAACAGUAUUGUCGUCUUUAUUAACAGCAGCAGCAGCGGCCGCGGCAGCAGCAGCAGUAGCCACAACAACCACAACAACAACAACAGCAUCACCAACAACAACAAAUUUAGACUAUGCGAGUAAUUCAUCUGCUGCCUCAACAUCGAUAGCAAAUAUUAUAAGAAAUUCCAGUGCAAAUAAUAUUGAUACAACGACUGUGUCUUCUCCAACCUCAUCCUCUUCUUCAAGAGAUUCGAUAACGGGUAUCCUUUCAUCACUUAACGUCAGAAUUAAAUCAGAACAUAUACCGAAAGGAAAUAAUAAUAAUAAUAAUAAUAAUAAUAAUAAUAAUAAUAAUAAUAAUAAUAGUAAUAAUAAUAAUAGUAGUAGUAAUAAUCAAACGACGGAUGAUUCCACCGGUUCUGCACAAGGAUAUUGUGCAUCCCUUUUGAGUUCUCUAUUAUCAACGUCGAGAAUAUCAUCAGGUAACACAAAUUCUGAUAUAACGAACAAUCAAGAUCAUCAUAAUAUUAAAGUUGAAUAUUCAUUGAAUGUACCAUCACCCCAGGGAAACGUUUUACAAGUUACUGAAGAAAAUUUAACAGCAACAUCACCUUACGAUAUUAUUAGCACCAGUGGACAAUCAUCAUCACAACCACGGUGUUUUUCCUCAAAAGACAGUGAUAAACAACAUUCAACCUCGGAUAAUAUAGUUGUAUCAGCAGUAUCAGUAGCUGAAAUAGCAGCUCUCGAUAUGAAGUAUGAGACACAAACGGUACCGGGUUCAGGAGCACCCCAUUUAACAGGAUCAACCGGUGUUGAACCUCCUCACAGUAGCAGUCAAUCAAGUGGACUUGUUGUUGUGGGAGCAUCAUCAGCAGCAACAGAAGUCGGUGUUGAUAGCCUUCUAUUGCCAUGGGCCACUAGUGGUCCCGAUUUUCUCGAACCCUCUGAUGUUAAACAAACAACACCAGGUUCUAUUCAUGACGCUUGGGAUACUCUUUUAUUGGGUUCAUCAGUGGGUGUUGUUGCUUCCGCUCAUUCGUUGGCUGAAUUAAAACCAUUACCACCAUUUACUGGUUAUACUGGACAUUUAAGUAUAAAUGGUAUACCUGGACAUCAUUAUCAUACGAUAGCAUCAUCUGGUCAAAGACCUACAAUACAAUCUUCGUCUUCACCUACACCAUCUUCAAAUCAUGAGUACUAUGAAUCAUCAGUUGUAUCAUCGAGUACACCCUGUCCACAAUCGACACAAAAAUCAACUCAACAGCAUCAAUUACCCCAAUCAACAACACAGCAAGUUGAAUAUGAUAUUGAAGAUAUUGCUGAAAUAAUUGGUUCUGCUAUUGCGGAUACAACUGUUCCUGGUGGUGGAAAUGGUCCUGGCUCGGAAAAUGAUCCUGAUAAUUCAAAAGAUUGGAUUGACAUAGCGGAAUGGAUUGACACUGCGUGUUCACCUAAAACUCAUGAAACAUCAUCGCCAAAUCCAUACUCACAGAUAUAUGCCUCACAAACAAAUCAACCGAAUAAUCAUAAUCAUCAACAUGGAUCAACAUUACAAAAUUUAUUGACAACAACAAGUUAUGCACCAUUGCUACAAGCAAGACUUCAAGCUGGUAAUGCGGGUCUUCAAAAUCCAUCAUGUGGUGAGACACCAUCUUCAACGAGUCCUUAUCCACCAGUCAGUCCACCCGGUAGGGUAUCAACCUCCUGUAGUCCUGAUCAUUUACUUCACUCCUCAUUUGCUGCACCAUCUCACACGCGAAAAAGAUCACGACCAUCGCCAGCUGGCAAUCAAAAUCCUUCAAAAAAAAAUCCAGCUACUACAGCUUUACCAUACGGUACUGAGUCAAGUCUCAUAGGUGGUAAAGAAAAACCCGUUCACAGGUGUUCUAUUUGUAAUAGAGGAUUUCUAAAUAAAAGCAAUAUUAAAGUUCACUUGAGAACUCAUACGGGCGAAAAACCAUUCAGGUGUGAAGUUUGUGGUAAAGCUUUUCGACAAAAAGCCCAUCUAAUAAAGCAUCAACAGAUUCACAAAAGAAUUGGCAGGGAUUAAAUUAUUUUUUUUUUUUUAUUUUAUUUAUUUUUGAAAAUCUAAUUGAUCACAAAUACAACAAUAACGUCAGUGAUAUAUAUUUAUAUACGUUGUGUUGAGUAGCACGAUAAUAAUAGUAAUAAUAAUAAUAAUAAUAAUAAUAAUAACAAAAUCCUUUCUAUCAAAUACUUAUGGCAUUUGUCGCGUAAUUAAGUUACUGAUUUUGUUAUUAAAAAUAGUAAAUUUAAUAAUGACGAUGAUGAUGAUGAUGAUGAUGAUUAUGACACAGGAUUACUUGACAACAGCCAAAAUACUCAACAAGUAAAUCAUGUGAGUAUAUUCGACAACUAGUAUGUGUAAAAUAAAAUGAAUUAAGGUAUGAAACCUUGAUUAAUAAGGACUUUGAAUAUUAUUAUUAAUAUUAUUAUUUUGUCAAAAAAGUACCAGUGCAAAUAAUGCGCACGCGCGCGAUAUAGUAUACAUAUUAACACUGAUAAUAAAAAAAAAGAAAGAAAAUAAAAAAUAUCUAGAUAUAUAUGUGCGAGUGUCGUUUUUGGAAUAAAAUUCUCAAUGGUGCGAAUUGUGCGCCAUGUAUAUAUAAUAUGACACUUAUUUUUAUAUAUUAAUAAUUGAGUACUUAGUUUUUGACAUUGUAUGUAAUUUAAAAUAAUUAUUGCUCGGUAUAUCUUGCUAACGCGCAUGGUACUAUUUUAUUUAUAAUUACAUAUAUGUUUUAUGUAUAGACACUUGCGUGCGACUAAAUAAGAGACAUUAAACAAUGUAUAACGAGACAAUAAGCGCGACCUGUUGUGAUCGUGCUACAAUGUACCUAUAAAUAUAUAUAUAUUUAUAUUUAUAGUUAGAUAUAUAUAUAUUUAUAAAAAUAUGUUAUUAAGUCCUUCCGUCACGUGCUUUUAAUUUAAUUUAACUUACAUUUAAAUAAAUAUAUAUUUAUAUUGUUUUUGUUAUCAGUUAUCACCAGUUAUAAAACUUUUAUCAUCUUCACUCAUCCAUUUAUUUAUUAUGCUUCAUUUAUUAAUUUUUUUCUUCAUCAAUUUUCAUUUUUUCUCUUUACUCUUAUUUAAUAUUAUUCUCUUAUGCUUCUUUAUUAAUUACUUUUAUUUUUCUUUUGCGACAAUACAUCAACAAGUAAUUAUUUGAGAUUAUAAAAAAUUCAUAUAAUAUAAUGUCACUUUAUUAAUUAUUAUUUAAAUUAGUCUUAUAUAUAU
Microplitis demolitor is the source of this 4085-nucleotide messenger RNA. RefSeq names its product probable serine/threonine-protein kinase DDB_G0282963 (gene ich). The record is from RefSeq and is a predicted model, not a curated record. The transcript has 2 exons. NCBI's taxonomy places the organism in Eukaryota, Metazoa, Arthropoda, Insecta, Hymenoptera, Braconidae. The annotation marks the transcript as partial.